Pseudopodoces humilis (Tibetan ground-tit) is the source of this 1128-nucleotide messenger RNA. The record is from RefSeq and is a predicted model, not a curated record. NCBI's taxonomy places the organism in Eukaryota, Metazoa, Chordata, Aves, Passeriformes, Paridae.
AUGCAGCGGGCGGGCAGGCACGGCCAGCGGCCCCCCGAGGGCGGCCCCAUGGAGAACGGUGUGGGGCAGGAGCCGGGGACCCCCGAGCCGCCCGGCCCCGCAGCUCCCCGGGCUCCCCGCAGCCGCCCCAGGCUGGUGUUCCACACGCAGCUGGCCCACGGCAGCCCCACGGGGCGCAUCGAGGGCUUCACCAACGUCAAGGAGCUCUACGCCAAAAUCGCCGAGGUCUUCGACAUUUCGCCCACCGAGGUGAGGGGCUGUGGCCUGGGGAGGGGUCUUUGUGCCCCAGGCAGGGACACCCACCCUGUGGCACUUCCCUGCUGACGGGGUUCCUCGGGGCAGAUCCUCUUCUGCACGCUCAACACGCACAAAGUGGACAUGCAGAAGCUGCUGGGGGGACAGAUUGGCCUGGAGGAUUUCAUCUUUGCCCACGUCCGGGGCGAGACCAAGGAGGUGGAGGUGACCAAGACAGAGGACGCGCUUGGCCUCACCAUCACAGACAACGGGGCCGGCUACGCCUUCAUCAAGAGGAUCAAGGAGGGGAGCAUCAUCAACCGGCUGCAGACAGUGUGUGUGGGGGACAGCAUCGAGGCCAUCAACGACCACACCAUCGUGGGCUGCCGGCACUACGAGGUGGCCCGGAUGCUGCGGGAGCUGCCGCGGGCUCAGCCCUUCACCCUGCGCCUGGUCCAGCCCAAAAAGGCCUUCGACAUGAUCGGGCAGCGGACACGGACAGGAAAAUCCCCAGGCGAAGGCAGAGUAGUGGCCAGCGGGAAGGAAACGCUGCGGCUGCGGACUCAGGGCCCGGCCGUGCUGGAAGAGGAGCCCAGCCCCUCCGAGGAAGAAGCUGCCCGGCGAGUGGACGAUCUGCUGGAGAGUUACAUGGGCAUCCGCGACAGCGAGCUGGCCCCCGCCUCUUCCCCUGCUCCUGUCCCAGCCCCUCACACUGGCCCUGAUCUCCCUCUUCUCCUAACAGCCUCGACGAUGGUGGAGGCGGCCAAGGGCAGCCCCAGCGUAGCCCAGCUUGCCCAAGGGCUGGACUCGGUGUUGGGAGAGUUUGCCUUCCCCCAGGAGUUUGUGGCCGAGGUGUGGGCAGCCGUCUGCCACGCUAAGGGGAAUAAGGAGUAG